AUGGAGCAGCUGAGGAGUGCCCUGCGAGCGUGGCAUGAGCGGCAGAAUCCAGAAGAGGCGGAGCCACGGUGGUACGGCGGCGUGUCGGCGCAGCGCAACGGAGCCAAAAGGGACGAUAGUCGGAGCUGCGGCGGUCGCGGGCCCGUGCACUGGAGGAGCCUGUCGGAGGAAGCCACGGAAAAGGAAGAAAUCUGCCCCAGGACACUGGACGUGGAUAUGAUGACAAAGUUUUACCAGCAUUGCCUUGCCUUGGCAUUUGCUGUAGAUGAAAUCAACAAGAAUCCAAAGAUUUUGCCUAAUAUCACUCUCGGGUUCCGCAUCUUGGAUAGCUACUAUGAUGCAAAGAUGACCUAUCAUACCACCCUGGACCUGUUCUUCAGAGCACAUAGAUUUGUCCCCAACUACAAAUGCAAGACCCAGGACAAAAUAAUAGCAAUCAUCGGGGGACUCAGCUCUGAGAUAUCUUACCGUGUGGCUGACAUUUUAAGUCUCUACAAGAUUCCACAGGUCACGUAUGGAUCAUUUGCCCCAGAGGAUGAGGGUACAACACAUUUUCCUUCCUUUUUCCGCAUGGCCCCAAAUGAAGCACAUCAGUAUACGGGGAUUAUUCAGUUGCUUCUCCAUUUUGAGUGGACAUGGGUUGGGCUUUUAGCUGUGGAUGAUGAGAGUGGAGAACAUUUCUUGAAGACCCUGGAGCCACUGCUUUCCAGAAAUGGAAUCUGUUUGGCUCUCACAGGAAGAAUUCCUAACCGUGCAGAUUGGAAUACCUUGGCAGACUACAAUGAUUUAUUGUCAAAUAUGUACCUACCAUUCAUGGAAAGAAAAGCCAGGACAUUUAUCCUUUAUGGAGAAUCUAGGACUCUUGUAAGGAUGAUCUUUCUGAUGUACCUAGGAGACCCUGGGUAUACGUAUAAUACAUCACUUAAACGUGUUUGGAUUAUUACUGCCCAGGUUGAUUUCACAAUAACAGGAGGUCAAAGAAGUUGUGGUUUCCAGUUCUUCCAUGGUGCCAUUUCCUUUACGAUUCAUUCACAUGAACUUCAAGGGUUCCAGAAAUUUCUUCAGAUUUUGAAACCUUGUUAUACACCAGAAGAUGGUUUUCUCAAGGAAUUCUGGGAGCUAGCUUUUGACUGUUUGUGUCCAGAUCCUAGAGUACCAGUGGAUGUCAGUGAUGCAUGUACUGGGGAGGAGAAGCUAGAGAGCCUCCCAGAGCCUUUUUUUGAAAGGCACAUCACUGGUCACAGCUAUAGCAUUUACAACGCAGUCUAUGCCAUAGCACAUGCUUUGAAUGCCAUGCGCUCCUCAAGAUCCAAUCUCAGAGCAAUGGGGGACAAUAAAAAAAUUGAAUUUCAAGAUUUCCAGCCCUGGCAGCUCCACCGGUUUCUUCAAGGCAUUUCAUUUAAUAACUCAGCUGGAGGACAUGUGUCUUUUAAUGGUAACAUGGAAGUGGAAUCUGGGUUUGAUCUAAUGAAUCUGGUCACAUUCCAAAACAAAUCUUUCCUUCGAGUGAAAGUUGGACGUUUAGAUCUUGAUUCUUUGGAAGGCAGCAAAUUAGUUAUUCACGAGGAUCUAAUUGUAUGGCAAAGACCUUUUAACCAGGUGCUGCCUGUUUCGGUAUGUAGUGAUUACUGCCCUCCUGGUUAUCAGAGGAAAAAGAAGGAAGGGGAGAAAUUUUGCUGCUAUGAUUGUGCUCUUUGCCCAGAAGGGAAGAUCUCAGACCAAAAGGGCAUGGAUGACUGUUUCAAAUGCCCAGAAGAUCAAUAUCCAAGCAAGGAUCAAGAUCAAUGUAUUCCCAAGAGAAUAAGCUUUCUAUCUUAUGGAGAACCUCUAGGGAUUAGUUUAGCUUUGGUAGCAGCUUAUUUCUCCACCAUCACAACUUUUGUACUAGGAACUUUUAUUAAGCACAAAGCUACACCGGUAGUCAAAGCCAACAACAGGGAUAUCACCUAUAUUCUGCUCAUCUCCCUUCUCCUCUGCUUCCUCUCCUGUUUCCUGUUUCUAGGACAACCAAGGGAGGUGACCUGCUUCCUCCGACAAUCUUGCUUUGGCAUUAUCUUCUCAGUGGCCGUUUCUUGUGUCUUGGCCAAAACUGUCACUGUAGUUGUUGCUUUCAUGGCCACCAAACCAGGGUCCAGUAUGAGGAAGUGGCUGGGGAAAAGACUGACCAACUCCAUUGUCUUAUCUUGCUCACUUAUUCAAGCAGGCAUUUGUACAGUAUGGCUAGGAAUCUUCCCUCCUUUCCCUCAGUUGGACACACAGUCCUUGAAUGAAGAGAUCAUUGCAGAAUGUAAUGAAGGGUCUGUGACCAUGUUUUAUAUGGUCCUGGGCUACAUAGGACUUUUAUCUCUGAUAAGCUUGACUGUGGCUUUCCUAGCCCGGAAGUUGCCAGACAGUUUUAAUGAGGCUAAAUUCAUCACCUUCAGCAUGCUGGUCUUUUGUAGUGUCUGGGUGUCUUUUUUCCCCACUUACGUGAGCACCAAAGGGAAAUAUAUGGUGGCAGUGGAGAUCUUCUCUAUCCUAGCCUCCAGCGCUGGGUUACUGGGCUGUAUCUUUACCCCAAAAUGUUACAUUAUUCUUCUGAAACCUGAGCUAAACCAGAGAGAGCAAUUAUUUGGAAGAAAUAAUUAA
Molecule: messenger RNA, 2628 nt
Organism: Gekko japonicus
Lineage: Eukaryota; Metazoa; Chordata; Lepidosauria; Squamata; Gekkonidae
Product: vomeronasal type-2 receptor 26-like
Exons: 6
Coding region: 1-2628 (875 amino acids)
Biological process (GO): G protein-coupled receptor signaling pathway
Cellular component (GO): membrane
Molecular function (GO): G protein-coupled receptor activity
Source: RefSeq, a predicted model, not a curated record